AUGGCGGCAGCGGGCCUCGCUGAGAUUUCCGAUGUGGACAUCGACUCUGACGGCGUCUUCAAAUAUGUGCUGAUUCGAGUCCACACGGCACCACCCUCCGACGCCAAAGACGCGGAGAGUAAAGAGAUUGUGCGCGGCUACAAGUGGGCCGAGUACCACGGUGAGGCCGACAUCUACGAUAAAGUGUCGGGCGAGAUACAGAGAAAGGGCUGCGGCUGCGAGUGCCUGGGCGGCGGGCGCAUCUCCCACCAGAGUCAGGACAAGAAGAUCCACGUGUACGGCUACUCCAUGGGUUAUGGGCGUGCUCAGCAUUCCAUCACUACCGAGAAGAUCAAAGCUAAGUACCCGGACUAUGAGGUCACCUGGGCUGAUGAUGGCUACUGA
Molecule: messenger RNA, 384 nt
Organism: Chrysochloris asiatica (Cape golden mole)
Lineage: Eukaryota; Metazoa; Chordata; Mammalia; Afrosoricida; Chrysochloridae
Gene: PHPT1
Product: phosphohistidine phosphatase 1
Exons: 3
Coding region: 1-384 (127 amino acids)
Biological process (GO): peptidyl-histidine dephosphorylation
Cellular component (GO): cytosol
Molecular function (GO): protein histidine phosphatase activity
Source: RefSeq, a predicted model, not a curated record